Messenger RNA from Xenopus laevis (African clawed frog), 1495 nucleotides. RefSeq names its product tubulin alpha 8 S homeolog (gene tuba8.S). Lineage: Eukaryota; Metazoa; Chordata; Amphibia; Anura; Pipidae. Gene Ontology annotation, cellular component: microtubule; cytoskeleton. Gene Ontology annotation, biological process: microtubule-based process. The record is from RefSeq and is marked provisional. Gene Ontology annotation, molecular function: GTP binding; structural constituent of cytoskeleton.
CGGCCUCUGUGCUCUGAUUUGGGGUUUUGGAGAGAAUAGGAGACCCUUCUCUAUCCACGAUGUGGGGGAUCAGAAGCAAAUCAAGGGAGUGCAUUUCUGUGCACAUUGGCCAAGCCGGCCUUCAGAUUGGCAAUGCAUGCUGGGAACUCUUCUGCUUGGAGCAUGGCAUCCAACCGGAUGGCACCUUUUUGGACCAACAGAAAACGGGCAGCUCUGCCGACUCCUUUGAAACGUUCUUCAGCGAGAGCAGCAAUGGGAAGCACGUGCCACGGGUCAUUUUGGUGGAUUUGGAGACCACGGUAGCAGAUGAGAUCCGGGGAGGAAUUUACCGACACCUGUUUCACCCAGAACACUUUAUUACGGGUAAAGAGGACGCAGCAAAUAAUUACGCCCGAGGACACUACACUGUUGGGAAAGAAAUCAUUGACCUGGUGCUGGAUCGGAUACGGAAGCUGACUGACGCCUGUUCCAGCCUGCAGGGUUUCCUGGUUUUCCACAGCUUCGGAGGAGGAACCGGUUCUGGGUUCACCUCUCUUCUCAUGGAGCGACUGUCCCUGGAUUAUGGGAAGAAGUCCAAGCUGGAGUUUGCUAUAUAUCCAGCACCGCGGAUCUCCACGGCAGUGGUGGAACCCUACAACUCAAUCCUGACGACGCACACUACUCUGGAACAUUCAGACUGUGCCUUCAUGGUAGACAAUGAGGCCAUUUAUGACCUGUGCCAUCGAAACCUGGACAUUGAGCGGCCAACCUAUAUGGUACUGAACAGGCUCAUUAGCCAGAUCGUCUCCUCCAUCACGGCCUCCCUGAGAUUCGAUGGUGCCCUCAACGUAGACCUGACAGAGUUCCAAACCAACUUGGUGCCUUACCCACGCAUUCAUUUCCCUCUGGUCACCUAUGCCCCUAUCAUCUCAUCAAACAAGGCUUCCCAUGAGCAAUUAUCUGUGGCAGAUAUCACCAAUGCUUGCUUUGAGCCGUGUAAUCAGAUGGUGAAGUGUGACCCCCGCCACGGGAAGUACAUGGCCUGCUGUUUGCUUUAUCGUGGUGAUGUGGUGCCCAAAGAUGUCAACGUGGCAAUUGCCUCUAUAAAGACUAAGAAAAACAUACAGUUUGUAGAUUGGUGUCCCACUGGAUUCAAGGUGGGCAUUAAUUACCAGCCUCCCACCGUGGUGCCAGGAGGAGACCUUGCCAAGGUUCAGCGUGCAGUCUGCAUGCUCAGUAACACCACGGCCAUCGCUGAGGCCUGGGCACGGCUAGACCACAAGUUUGAUUUGAUGUUCGCCAAGCGUGCCUUUGUACACUGGUACGUUGGCGAGGGCAUGGAGGAGGGCGAGUUUUCAGAGGCUCGAGAGGACUUAGCAGCCCUGGAGAAAGAUUACGAGGAGGUGGGAAUAGACUCGAUUGAGGACGAGAAUGAAGGAGAAGAAUAUUAAGAAUAUUGAGACUUUCAUGUUGGGUCUUGCAAGACUUUUUCUAAAAUAAAAAUACCUCAACUGAG